Messenger RNA from Penicillium salamii, 954 nucleotides. NCBI's taxonomy places the organism in Eukaryota, Fungi, Ascomycota, Eurotiomycetes, Eurotiales, Aspergillaceae. The record is from the annotation of a GenBank genome assembly.
AUGGUCCGCAUGUUCAAUCGGUUUUACGUGCUGUGUGCACUUGCAGUGGGCACGAUCCUGACAUCGGCAUGGUUCUUAACCUCACGACGAUUGUCGGAUAUCUUGCCUCUGCCUGUAGGCCAGUUCCAAGUAACCAGCACAUUUGAUCAGCGAUUGGUGGUCUUUGGAGAUUCAUGGAGUGAUAACUCAAACUCAACGGCGAAUUCACAGGGUCCUAUAUGGACCGAUUGGCUUUGUUCGAUGAUGUCCUGUCACCAAGAGAACCUGGCGCAGACCGCAAGUCCACUCCGCGGCAGGAACCUCGGCGCCGUUGUCGACAACCACGAACUCGAUCUUCUCGGACGGCUCUCGCAAACACGUCUUGCAGACUUUGAAUCCCAGCUCGAACAAUGGCUAGCGGCAGAAUCAAGCUUGGAUCUUUCCGAGGAAGCAUCACGGUACCGACAGAAUCACACCAUUUUCGUGGUGUCGUUUGGCGUGUGGGACCUUUGGAGCUUGAUUGGCAAGGACUACGACACAGCACGCCAGUCGGUCGAGCGUCGCAUUGCACGAAUCAUGGAACACCUGGACGAUCUGUCGGCGCGUUGGAGCACGUCAGAGUUAAAGGUGAUUCUGACGCAGACGGUUGACGUGACUUUCCUCCCGGGAUUUGACUCGGCAGAGCCAUCCAAGGAUGCAGUCCGGCUGUUGGGAGAUUGGAACCUGAAGCUACGGGAGGCGGCGACAAAGUGGGCCCAUGGAACAAUCUAUCUAUUCGACACAAAUGGAUUUGUGAUGGAUCGCAUCCGCGAUUACCAGCUUUACGCGGCAGGAAUCGAAGAGGAGAGCGGGCUAGGGCAGAAUUUGGACGGGUGGAUGAACGUCAUGGAGCCUUGCGUUGCGAGUGGAUUCCAGGUCAUGAUGUCAAAAGAGAAGACACAGUGUGAGCAGCCGGAGACGUAUUUAUUCUGGUAA